AAGUUCGAUAAUAUUGAUGUUGUAGUAGGUUUUUCUAAUUGCAUGACAAUUUAUAAUUUGAUAUGAAAGAAAUAUAAUUUGCUAUAUAAAAAACACAAAUUAGAAUUAAGAUUUGUGACACAUGAUUAACUUUGCUUUUGGCAAAGAAAUUUUUAAAGAAGUAUCAUAAGAAUCAUAAGAAUAAAUUAUAUUGGUCAUUAAAUAAAUUAUAUUGGUUGAUAUUAAGAAUGGUUAAAUACUACGAAAGUAGUACAAUUUUUCAAUUUAAUUGGAAUCAAGUUGCAUAUGGAUUUUGGCAGAGAUAUCCAAAUCCUAAUAGUUCUCAUGUACUUACGGAAGACACUAUAUCAAGAAAAGUUAAAAAUGGUAUAUUAUAUAGCACACGUCUUUUGACAAAAACUAACAGAGUGCCUAAAUGGGGAGAGAGAUUUGUUAGCAAAAAUAUAGUAAAAAUUAUUGAAGAGAGUAUAGUGGAUCCAAAGACAAAGACUUUAACAACAUAUACAAGAAAUUUAGGUUACACUAAAGUCAUGAGCAUUGUAGAGAAGGUUGUUUAUAAAGUAUGUGAAGAAAACUCUAAUUGGACAGUAGCAAAACGAUCAGCUUGGAUUGAUAGUCAAGUAUUUGGAUUCAGUAGAGCUAUUCAAGCAUUUGGAUUGGAUAGAUUUAAAAAGAAUUGUACUCUGAUGUAUAAUGGGUUUAAUUACGUUCUAGCUCAUUUGUUUCCUCACACGGCACAAUAUAUGAAUCCAUCGCUUUCUCAAAUGGGUUUUGCUCAUCUAAUUGAAGAAUUUCCUGGAAAGACAAGUCUUGCAGAAGAUUUCCAACAUUCAUUACAAGGUAAAGCAGAAAAGGUAAAGGAUGCUGCAAAAAAGGCAACUGAUUUAGCAAAGAAAAAGGCUGGCACCAUUUAUGCUACAUAACAUUCUGAGCAAUCAUAAUUAAAACAACAUCGUCGGUGUGAAUGAUUUAAAAUAUUUGGCGAAUAGAGAAAAUGAAAAUUCAAAAAAUUUUUAAAAUGGAAUAAUUUUAAAAUGAAAAAAGGAUAAUUAUUUGAUGGUUUAUUGAUUGAGUAAAUAAUAGAAUGAAAUUGUUUAGCGUUAUUCGUUAAAAAAUAUGAGAAAAUUUUUUUAAAAAAUUUCUUCUAUAAUUAUGUAUAAUAUUGUAUCAUGUUAUCAUUCCUGUUAACUGCCAUUUUAUGUUCAAUUUUAAUAUUCAUACAAGAUUUAUUUGCGAUAAAUACGGCAAUAUAUUUUCAAAGAUAACGAUCACUGACGAUGCUUAAUAGUGUGGACGAAGCAAUAUUAUGGUACGCUUGUAUCAUUAGAUAUCAAAGCGAAUAAAAUUUGGAUCGAAAUAUAAAAA
Apis laboriosa (Himalayan honeybee) is the source of this 1365-nucleotide messenger RNA. It is a transcript of the gene prel, whose product is annotated as PRELI domain-containing protein 1, mitochondrial. Gene Ontology annotation, cellular component: mitochondrial intermembrane space. The transcript has 5 exons. Gene Ontology annotation, molecular function: phosphatidic acid transfer activity. NCBI's taxonomy places the organism in Eukaryota, Metazoa, Arthropoda, Insecta, Hymenoptera, Apidae. The record is from RefSeq and is a predicted model, not a curated record. Gene Ontology annotation, biological process: phospholipid transport. Bases 228 to 923 code for a protein of 231 amino acids.